CCGGUCGUGCGCGGCCCGUUGUGCCUGCGCGUCUGAGCCCGCCAGCGGGGCGUAAACCUCCCUGUGCUUCCACCUAGAGCUUCUCGGACCCAGAGGCAGAUGAACCUGGGAACGACGGACUCCCUCGGCCCAAAAGGGGUGAACUUCAGCAUCUUCUGAGAUCCGGCAAGGAGCUGGGAGCUUCCUCAGCCUGUGCAAUUGCUCAAGAUGGAAAAGGGACAGUCUCUGUUAGAAGGGGAUUUACAAUCCUGGGCGCAGCUAGCAAACAACCACAAACUACCCCGAGAGGAUGAGGACCUUGAAGAUUUCUUCCAAGAAUCAGUAAUUCUACGUGACCAGUUGUAUGAUGCUCUCAGUUAUACAUCUGGUAACAAAAGACAGUCCAGUUCUUUGACUGACCUCACCUUGGACAGCACUUGGGAUCAGCAAAAGCCUCACAUGUUUCCUAAAUCCUACUUGAGGCCAAAGAGCGCUUCAUCUCCCUGGAUCCCUUCCUUCACCAUCCCUCAGCCCUUCAAAAUGACACUGCGGGAAGCUCACAAAAAGUCCCAGCUGAUGAAGUCAUCUGUGUUUCUUGAACUAGACAAACAGAGGGACAAAAGGCAAAGCAAGGAUGAAGCAGAAUGUCAGAAGCAAUUCCGGGCACAGCCUGUACCUGCCCAUGUGUUUCUGCCUCUUUAUCGGGAAAUAAUGGAACAGAGUGAGAUUCGCAGGCAAAUAGCAACUCAGAAAAGAAAGGAGCUGCUACUUUCAAGUCAGCGGCCCUUCAGUUUCCUGGAGAAGGAGGAGCAGAAGAAAGAAGCUAUCAGACAAAAGUUCCUGGCUGCAGCAACCCCCAGUGAGAGCUCCAAACAGAAGCAAGUCAGUAGAAAAGUCCCUAAGUCUACACAUGACUCGCUUCUUGGAGAUAAACUCAAAGAAGCUGAACUCUACAGAGAAAUUCGUAUUCAAAUGAGAGCCAAGGAUUUGCUGGAAAGCUCUGUAGCUCCUAUUGAUACUCGCAACUGUCAGAGGGAGCCUCAGUCCCGAACUGCCACUAAAACUAAGCAAGAGCGACUUGGCUUCUUGCAGGACAAAAGCUUCAGCUUCAAGCCAAGGAUUAAUCCAACAGUACCAGACUUUGAAGAACUUUACUGGGCCUUUCAGAGGGAAGCAAUAAGGAGACGAGAAAUCAGAGAGGCAACUCGUAAUAAGCCAUUCAAACUAAGAACAUCCAAUCUCCGCUGCAGGCAGAGGCAGGCUAAUGAAAAGAUAAAGGAUUCCCAGCAACUAUCCAAGGUUUCAGCGCAAAAAAGUCAUUCUCUGACUGGACUUUCCUCUCUUUCUUCCAAUACUCUUCCGGUGCAUAUUACAGAUGCAACAAGAAAAAGAGAAUCUGCUAUUAGAUACUCCCAAGACAACAAAAAGGAGAGGGACAAAGAAGGAAGUAUUUGGCUGGAGAGACACAAAAAGAAGUGUCAAGCUAUCCAUAAGUCAGUGAAUAGCCGAGCAAAAGCCCUGGAUCCGCACAAAAGUUUGGAGGAAACACACAAGGAGAAGUCGAAACAGAACUGGCAAAAUAUCAGAGAGAGAACAAAGGAAUACAGAAAGGAGCUGGAAGAAAUGCAGCUGCGAGUCAAGAAGAGACCAUACCUCUUUGAACAGGUCACCAAGCUUGAUGCUCGUCAAGGAGCAGAGCGUCGCUACAGACAUACCCUCCAGCAGGUUGGGCUAAGCGAAGAUUUUGUAAGGCAAAAAGGAAAAGAUGCCACUGACUUUCUGGAAGAAGACUCUAACAUUCACAGAGCACCCGAGCCUCAGGGUGAAAAGGACAACUGUGCUGAGGAAGGAGAGCUUCAGGAGGAACAGAGAGGAAAGGAGGUGGCAACGUAAGACCUAACAGAAGACUCUGUCGAUCAUCUCUUGGUUAUUUUUUUAGUUCAAGAUUCUCCAGGUUAGUCCUCAGGAACAUACUGUUCUAGGACAACACCUAAAAAUUACUCUGGGGUGAGAUGCAAGAAGUUUAAAAAAAAAAAAAAAAGUUACUCUUGUUUAGAACACUUCUUGUCCAACCCAACAAACUCUGCAUUCUCCCUUAGUUCUCACAAGUGUUCCUCAUGUGAGCCAUUCCCUAUCUUUCAAGAGGCUGCCUAAAGCAAAAACAAAGUUAAAAAUGUUGAAGCACUAUCUCUGUCUAAAAGUAGAGAUGAAAGAUUGAGGCGAUGCAUCCUUAAGCAUCAGCAACUUGUGUUCAUGCCAGAGAAGCCUACAGAAAGGGGAAAGUUCCUCUCAGUGUGCUAAAACCUGCUUUAUCGAUGUGUGUUAGAACAAAUUUAAGCAAGAUAUUUCUACAGAAUAACAGGAUAUGACUUACCCCAUAAGAAAACUCAAGAGUUCUUCUCUGGCAUGUUACCUCUCCAUUGACUAAUCAGCAGCUCUGCUCCUUCCUCCCAUUAGGAAGAAGCACUAGUCUUUCUAUAUUAACAUAUCUCCUAUAGUCCACUAUUUAAAACUCAGUUUUAAACUCCUAUCAUUUUAGAUCAUUAACUUGACCUGGAAAACAAACAAAAAAAAAUAUGAAGAAGGCUGUAAUUAAACAAUGCAUCAGUUUGGAUUGUUAUUGUCCUAAUUAUUUUAUUAUCAAAGAUGCACUCUGGUGGAAGCAAGAUUAGGUAUUACUUGUCAGCGUGUUGCACUCUAAUACCUGGGGCAUCUUAAAUGGUAUAGCUCACAUAUUGGAGAUCAUCCCUUACCUGGUAGUAAUAAGAUUCUCCAAAAUACAAACCCUUACUACCUGGGAUGUUUUCUGAGCAUUAUGAUAUCAAAGCACUUUGAGAUUAAAAGAUUUCUAAACGGCUAUUUGUUUCUGAGUUAUCCAACUUCUGUAUGAAUCUUUUCCUUACUUAAAUGGAAACUGUGUCUGUUUUCAUGUUCUUUAACUCAGUCCAUUUCUCCUUAAACCAUAACAACAAGACCUCAUCCUCAGAUCAGGUAGCAAAUCAGUACCUGUAAAGGCUACCAUAUUAAAUAAAAAUACAAAAUUGAGAUCAUGGUAUUUUUAAUCAUAAAUCAGGAAAUCCCAGGGUUUCAGGUUCAGAUAUUAAUUCAAGCUGGCAUAUAGCUGAAUGCAUUGGGUUGCAGCAGUCUUCCUUACUGACCUAAAGAAUCUUCACCAAAUCUAACUUUAGGCUUCUAGUUUUCCUUUUUUUUUUUUUCCCUCCUUUACUGGUUGAAGAGCUUUCUACACAAUGAAUCUGUUGAGUGCUGUGUCAUAGAUGGAAUUAGCCUAUUCAAAUACAGUCCUUGACUAGAGAAAUUCCUAACUGUUUGGGAAAUAGUUGUUCCACUGUAGAGACUUUCUACAGUUGGAAGUAGCCACCUGGGAAGGUUCAAGGAAGGCCGUUAUCAGCAUACCAAUUUCUAUAUAGGUUUAACUGUGUAGGACACAAAGGCUUUUCUUUCUCCUGUAUCACAUAGAAAAAAGGAGUAAUACAACCAUGUUGUCACUAUACUAUGUCAGCAUUGAAGGAGGAAAGAAAGAAAGCAGAUUUCUUCUAUGCUCCAAGUCUCUGGUCUAAAGCCCACUUAGGCUUGCAUGCAUGUAUCUGGAGCAGAAGAAGGGAGUUAACUUACAUUCUCAUGGAAAUUUACUAGUACAUAUAUCUCACUAGUGCACUAAUUCAGGAACAAAGUAAUUUUAGCACUAAGAAGUACCAGCAGGAAGCAUGACUGAUACUUGGUCAAGCAGUAAUUAACAUCCUCCAAGUGUUGGAGCUCAGCAUUCUCUUCCCUUCACCACACCCCCAAGCUAGGAAGUCUCACGUGCUGAUUUAACAUGAGCAGCAUCUCCUGAAGUUAGCUUCCUGGUGACUGAAACAGUCACGUUCUGCAUCCUGUAGUCCAUUUUGAGACUACAGUUUAGUUUUGGCUCCAGGAGAGCAUGACAAGUAAUCUGCUGGCUUAGAAUGUACUUUGGGUUCAAGUCUUACACCUUGCAGGCCUGUUGUGGUUUGUUUUUGUUUUGUUGUUUUUUUUUUUUUUUAAACUUCAUGGUUCCAUCUCCUUCUGUUACUAUGUCUGUUUUCUUCUUGCUUUGGAAAACACACAGUCACCACAUUCAAUUGAUUCUUAAAACUUUAUAUAUAGGGAAAGCUUAUCCUAUCCUUUGUAUAUUGCAUCGGAUGUAUAUUAUCUUCAUCACCUACAACCAGCUUGCUAAACUUCUUGAUCUGUCCAGCUUACUCCAAAAUGUCUGCAGCUAUAGCAUGUUGUACAAGCUCACAGCCACCUUGAGUAUAACUGGCUCAGCCAGCAGUUUCCAGAGUGCUCAUGUUUCUGAUGACAUCUACUGGGAAACUGGUGCCGUACAUACAUUAAAAACUGUAAGCAUCUGGCAUGGAUGACAAGCACCAACUAUCAAUGAAAUUUUGCUUUAAAUUAUGUUAAACAGAUGUUUGGUAUUCCUGCAAUUGAAAGAAAGCAGAAAACAGAGCCAAAGAUGAGGCAGAACUGGAAUUAAUCUGCACUACAAAGUGGUUGGUAAGGAGCUUUUAAGGUUUGUAAUUCAGGUUCAGAAUUACAGCGACUAUCCAAAAGAUUGCCACCCAGUUUAAGAAUAUUUCUUUCAAGACAUCAGAAACUAGUUUUGAUUUGAUGAGAUUGCUGCCUCUUGAGAUUUCUAAAAAACACUUAGCAAGGCAAGACUAUUUUCCUGAAUCCAGGUGGUGGUUUAACCAGACCAUAUGACUAUCUAUCUAAUGUGUCCAGAACAACCAUCAAGGACCCUGUUACUUCCUGCUGGCAUAUUAAACAUUUCUAAUGUUACCUCCCCUCCCCCAGUCUCAUCUCUUAUAAGAAUUCUAAGAGAAAACCCAGCUGGGAUAUAUUUAAUCUGGCAAUAGUGCACAGAAUCCUAGCAAAACUUUGCAUUGUUAAUAAGGCUAAUUCUGAAGAAAGCCUUCAAGUUAAGACAAAUUCAAAACGUCUGCAAGUAGACCAAUUUA
Struthio camelus australis is the source of this 4982-nucleotide messenger RNA. RefSeq names its product FAM161 centrosomal protein B (gene FAM161B). NCBI's taxonomy places the organism in Eukaryota, Metazoa, Chordata, Aves, Struthioniformes, Struthionidae. Gene Ontology annotation, biological process: cilium organization. Gene Ontology annotation, cellular component: cilium. The record is from RefSeq and is a predicted model, not a curated record.